Molecule: messenger RNA, 1773 nt
Organism: Plasmodium berghei ANKA
Lineage: Eukaryota; Apicomplexa; Aconoidasida; Haemosporida; Plasmodiidae
Product: RING zinc finger protein, putative
Exons: 1
Coding region: 1-1773 (590 amino acids)
Source: RefSeq, a predicted model, not a curated record
AUGGCUGAGCAGAAAAAACUAAAGGAAAAUUUUAAAUUGGAUGUAAAUUCAUCUAUGCAUGAAGCAAACGAAAAGAAUGAAAUGAACGAAAUGACAGAAGUUAACAAAGCGAAUGCUAUAGGAAAUGGUAACACAUUUAAAAAUAGUGAAAUAAACAAUACAAGUAGUAUCGGAAUGAAGGAUAAAGAAAUUGAUAACAAUUUGGAAUUAAGCAAAAAUAAAUUCGCAAAUACCGAAUUAAAUAUAUUUGAGGAUGCAAAAGAAUAUGAUGAAAAUAACAAGGAUGAAUUUGAAAAAAAACAAAAUACAAAUGAUAACAAUAAUAUUUCAAAUAAACAUUCUGAACAUAAUAAUACAGAACAAAAUGAUAAUAAAAAAGAUAAUGAGAAACAAAUAUCGUCAGAUCUUGAAUGUGUAAUAUGCAUGAAACUUUUAAUAAUGCCUGUGACAAUACCUUGUGGUCAUAAUUUUUGUAGAGAUUGUUUAGAAAAAGCAAAAGAAUAUAAUGGCACAUGCCCAUUAUGUAGAUCAUGCAUGGGGGAUAAACAAAAUGUUAAUAUAUUAUUGGCAGAACUAAUAAAAGAAAAAUAUCCAAAAGAAUAUGCAAAAAGAUUAAAAGAAAUCGAAAUUAUAAGAAUAGAAAAAGAAAAAAAAGUAUUACAAGAAAGAUUUGAUGCUAUUAAAAAUUCAUCUAUGAUACCCAUCUUUAAAGCUCCAUUAUCGUUUGGUCCGUAUUUUCCUGGAGAAAUUUUUCAAAUAAAUAUUUAUAAUAAAAAAUUUAUAGAUCUUAUUGAAUUAGUAUCUAAUGAAGGUAUAUUUGCUAUUACUUCUAAUAAUAAUAAACAUAACGAUAAAAUGUAUGGUAUUCAUGUUAAAAUUUUAGAAAGAAACGAUACCACUCAAGCCUUUAUAUUUAAAUGUGUUGCUAAUUAUAGAGUUAUUUUAUAUAAUAUAAUAUAUUUUAGCCAAUAUGAUUAUGAUAUAGCUAGUCAUUCUCCUUUGUUCGAUGAAUCGAUUCCUGUAAAUUUUUUUGAUUAUAAUUUGAAUGUACUUCCAGAUGUAACUAAACCUGAAACUAAAGCAAUUACAUCUAACACUACAGCAUCUAUUAUUUCUUCUACAAAUACUAGCAAUAUUAAAUGCCGAAAAGAAUCAAAAUAUAAUCUUAUUGACGAAGAAAUAAUAAAAUUAGAUGCAUUAAAAAAAUUAUUAAAUAAAAUUGAAGUUGAAGACGAUAUAAAGUCCAUUUCAUUUUAUUAUGAACAAUAUAAAGAUAUUGUUUAUAAUGCAAAAGAUAUAAGCACGAAUACUAGUCAUGCAGAUAUUAACAAUCCUAUAUAUGCUGCCCAAAAAUAUUAUUCUUGUAUUAUUUUUUCAAGAAUAUGCUUAUUAUGUAUAAAAUAUCAAUUAAACCGUUUUGGAAAUGCAGGGGUUCGAUUAUUUAAUACAAAAUUUAGAAAUAUAAAAUUAACAUCUUCUGAACCAUCAAAUGAAGAAUUAGAAAGUUUUUCUUUUUCGUUAAGUAGUGCUAUUAUAUCUAGAUCUAUACAAAAAUGGUCGUGGUUUAAAACAACUAAUACUACUGAAAGGUUGGAAAGUAUAACACAAUAUUUUUUAAAAAAAAAAAAUAAAAGUAUUCUUGCUCUUGAUAAUUCACGAUCUCCUAUUAUUCAUAGAUUUUUUAUGUUAGAUUCCAUUUCAUCUUCUUUGUUAAUUCUUGUAUUUGUUUCUUUUGUUGUUUUUGUAAAAUAUUUUUUUUAUUAUAAUUUAUAA